Molecule: messenger RNA, 516 nt
Organism: Henningerozyma blattae CBS 6284
Lineage: Eukaryota; Fungi; Ascomycota; Saccharomycetes; Saccharomycetales; Saccharomycetaceae
Exons: 1
Coding region: 1-516 (171 amino acids)
Biological process (GO): phosphatidylcholine biosynthetic process
Molecular function (GO): phosphatidylethanolamine N-methyltransferase activity
Source: RefSeq, a predicted model, not a curated record
AUGCUUUCAAAAAAAGAUGUCAUUUCUAAAGUAUAUAAUCACAUUUCCGAUGAACAAAGCAAUAAUUUAAAGAAAGAUGAAAUCUACAAAUUUCCUACAGCAAGACCUAGUUCUUUCAAAUAUUCUUUCAAGCCGCCCCAGACACAUAAUAUGGUUAUAUCUUUAUUCGAUCCGAGACUUAAAAAAUCUUUCCUAGAAUGCUUUAUUGUUUUAAUUAUUUUUUCAAACUUUUACUUUGCGUACAUCUUAGUCAAUAAUUAUGGGCGAGAAUUGACCAGAAACUUUUUCCUUAUCCAAUACAUUAUUUGGAGACUGUCAUAUAAUUUUGGUAUAGGGUCUAUUUUAUAUUUUCAGUCAAAAAAUGAGUUUCUAACAAUCUUUGCCAAAAAGAGACAUUUGUUCAAAUCUGACAAUACAAGUUACCUCAGUAGAUUUUCAAAGUUUGAAAUAAAUAGUAAAAUGCCUAAGGAUUACAUUAUUGAAAACUAUCAUCACGAGGUAUAUAUAGGUUUCUAA